AUGGCCCAGGUGCCGUUCAACGCCUGGCUGAUCCUCUGCGUGUUCGCUGGGUCCCAGAGGCUGACAGAUGAACACCCUCACAGCAGGGAUGGUGCCGGUGCCAACGCACCCCGUCGCAGCCCAGAGGACGCCGACGUCAUGUUAGAGAUGCUCUGGGGAGGGCUGGAUAUUCAGGCCAACAGGACAAUCCGGCUGCAGGAUGAAGAGCUGGCCUCCCUGCGCCCGACACGGCGGUUCAUGCAGAUUUUAGAGGAUGAAGUUCCCAAAACACCAACAGAGAUUGAGCAGCAUCUGAGAUAUUAUUCACUGACUGAUACCGCCUUGCCUCUAACAGAGUUUGACCGUCUCCUUUUCACCAGUGUUUACUGUGCCUAUCAGGUUCGCUCCACACAGGGUCUGGAUAAAAAUCUCUGGAUUAGUUUUUUCUCUCAGCUAGUCGAUGAAAUCUUUCGUGACCUUUGCAAGGGGCUCUGCCCUGCAAACACCACCCUUCUCCUGGCUUCCUGGCCCUGGAAGGAGAAGCCUUCCCAUUUAGCAUCCCUGAAACAUUUCUAUCGUUCUAAUCUGGGCAGGACAAAGAGAGACACUUAA
This is a messenger RNA of Charadrius vociferus (killdeer), 591 nucleotides long. RefSeq names its product family with sequence similarity 180, member B (gene FAM180B). NCBI's taxonomy places the organism in Eukaryota, Metazoa, Chordata, Aves, Charadriiformes, Charadriidae. The transcript is spliced from 3 exons. The record is from RefSeq and is a predicted model, not a curated record. The coding region runs from base 1 to 591 and encodes 196 amino acids.